Varroa destructor (honeybee mite) is the source of this 4384-nucleotide messenger RNA. Its product is annotated as leucine-zipper-like transcriptional regulator 1. Lineage: Eukaryota; Metazoa; Arthropoda; Arachnida; Mesostigmata; Varroidae. The record is from RefSeq and is a predicted model, not a curated record. Gene Ontology annotation, cellular component: Golgi apparatus. Gene Ontology annotation, molecular function: protein binding.
AUUGUGGCUCCGCCAAUCUAGCUGCGUGUCAACCACGAAAAACAAUAAACCCUGUUGUGCUCCUACCGCACAACAAGUAUGGCUGUAAUUCGUUAGUAGAGGACACAAAUUAUGCACCGCGGAAUUUCUGUGCUUGUAGAAAUCUAACGUGCCGUCAUACUAGGGGGUGAGGCAGGGGUAUUCUGCGAACACCAAUGCAGCCUUCGUAGCAGGCCAUACAGCUGCAACUGGCUCAACUGGAAACAAUACUGUGAUAACUACUGUCUUAAACGCGUUUCUACAAUUUAUUGUGACGUGAUAAAAGGCCGCAAACGUAACGGCAGCAUGGCUGCCUCCCGGCCCCUGACCGCAAGUUGCGCCGGGGUUGGUGCAGGUGUAGUGGGAGGUGCCGGAAUGGCCGAAACCCCACCGAAUAACAACGGUGGACAUCAUGGCGAUAUCGAGUGCUGCGGUGGCGGCGUUGACGCGGCAAAUGGUGAAAGCGGCGAGGCGGGGUGGCUAGCAGAGGGGUCCGAGUGUCUUACGCUUGAUUUUGGGCCAUUCGAGAUAGCGCAUCUUUGGGUACAGAUGCCACCUUGUGAAGAGUUCGUUGGCGCCAGACGAAGUAAACAUACGGCUGUUGCGUACAAAGAUGCGAUUUACGUAUUCGGUGGAGACAACGGGAGAGAAAUGCUGAACGAUUUGCUACGUUUUGAUGGACGAGACAGAUCGUGGUCGUCAUGUAGAGCGUUCUCCACUGGAGCAGCGCCAGCGCCGAGGUACCAUCACUCGGCCGUUGUUCAUGAAAGUUCGAUGUUCAUCUUUGGCGGCUAUACCGGUGAUCUUCAUUCAAAUCAGAAUCUCGCUAAUAAAAAUGAUCUUCACGAGUUCCGUUUCACGAAUGGUCAAUGGAUUGAAUGGAAGUUUGAAGGGAGGAUGCCUGUACCACGCUCCGCUCAUGGAGCGGCCGUGUACGACAAGAAAUUGUGGAUUUUUGCGGGUUACGAUGGCAACGCUCGCCUAAAUGAUAUGUGGUGCACAUCACUCGCAAAUAGCGGUCCAGGUGGUAGCGGCGCUGGGGGUCAGGCCGAUCGGGGUCUUACAGAGAAAAAGACUUGGGAAGAGGUAAACCAAUUAGGCGAACGUCCGCCCACAUGUUGCAAUUUCCCUGUUGCUGUGGCUAGAGAUUCUAUGUUUGUAUUCAGUGGACAGAGUGGCGCUAAGAUCACAAAUUCCUUGUAUCAAUUUCACUUCAAUGAGCGCAUGUGGACGAGGAUCUCAACAGAACAUAUUCUUCGCAACGCUCCCCCACCACCGACGCGAAGAUACGGGCAUACGAUGGUCGCAUAUGAUAGACACCUAUACGUGUUUGGUGGCACUGCUGACAGUAUUCAAAGCAACGACCUGCAUUCGUUUGAUCUGGACGAGAAAAUGUGGAGCGUGGUGGAACCUGCCACUAGCAGCGUCGUUCCCUCGGGUCGCCUCUUUCAUAGCGCAGCAGUUAUUGGCGAUGCUAUGUACAUCUUUGGAGGAACUAAGGAUAACAAUACCCGGUCGCGAGAGAUGUAUCGUUUUCAAUUCUCGUCGCAUCCGAAGUGCACCCUGCAUGAAGACUUUAGCCGUCUUUUGCGGAAUCGCUUGUUUUGCGACAUUGAGUUUUUGGUAGGUCAAGAAGGUAUCGUGGUACCUGCCCAUAUGGCAUUCGUUGCAGCGAGGUCCACUUUCCUAAGGGAAAGAAUUCUCAGGGCAAAGGAGGAACAGGAAGAACGGGCUUUGCUCGAAGGGAACGGACCAAGUGACACAAAUACGUGUUCGAUGCUUUCGGUCCGCCUUCCGGAUGUACCCCCGGAGGCGUUUCAGCUAGUCCUUACGUACAUUUACACUGACUGUAUUGAUCCCACUGAUGGUGACGUCAGUCACAAAUGGGAGCCAGGCUCUAACCAUAUCGUUUUGCUCAUGAUGCAGGUAUAUCGCUUAUCAGUAGAGUUUCAGAUGCGACAGCUGGAACAGCUCACGGUGCAGUACCUUGAAGCAGCUAUCAAGCACCGUAAUGUUCUUCUAGCAUUGCAAAAUGCCUCACAGCUUAAACUCGACUCGAUUAAGGAGUUUUGUUUACGUUUCAUUGUGAAGGAAUGUAAUUAUAACCAGAUAGUUAUGUCCAAAGAGUUUGAGACCAUUUCACAACCUCUCAUGGUCGAAAUUAUUAGACGACGUCAAGCACCUCCUCAUCGGGGUCCUAUGAUAAGUGGUGGAGUUUCGGGAAACAGCCUUGUAGGAGGAGGAAGUAGUGGCAGCAAGGGAGGGCCCGAUGGGACAGUGUCGUCGUCAUCUACUGCAACAAGUGCUGCUAGUGGUGGUAGUGCGGCCGGAGGUGCUGGGAGCGGGGGUUCGAACCUGGAGCAGGACAUGGCUGCCCUUCUUCGAGAGGUGGGCGGGCCUGGUGGAGAUUUUACAGACAUCACCCUUAUGCUAGAUGGGCAGCCCGUUAGGGCUCACAAGUGUAUUCUCGCCGCCAGGUGUUCGUACUUCGAAGCCAUGUUCCGCUCGUUCAUGCCUUCAGAUAACGUUGUGAAUGUCGCGAUCGGCGAGAUGGUUCCUUCUGCGCAAGCGUUUCACACUUUGCUCAGAUUUAUUUACCAUGGAUCGGUGGACAUGCCUCCGGAGGAUUCGCUUUACCUCUUUUCGGCACCGUAUUUUUACGGUUUUGCGAAUAAUCGCCUACAGGCAGCCUGUAAGCAGAACCUCGAAAGGAAUGUCACUACAGACAACGUCAUUCAGGUUCUGGAAGCCGCCGAUAAAAUCCAGGCGGUGGAUAUGAAAAAACAUGCUCUUUCGCUGAUCGUGAAACAGUACCCGCGUGUGGCCAAGGUGUCCCGCCUGCGUCAGCUGUCGCGCCAUUUACUGUUGGCCAUUCUCGAUGCUCUGGCCGACGAUAUGGCUCGUUCAGGUGGCAAACUCCGACCGGACAUCAGCUAUUCAAAUCUAUGCGGAACGGAAGGCGGAGUUGGAGCCAGUAGUAACUGUGCCAGUAGCGGUGCAAGCGUCAAUGGGAGUAUAGCAUCAGGCUCCAACUAUUAUUAUUAUACGCCUCAGCAGCAAGCAUCGUCUGGUAGCAGUGGUGCGCACACCAGCUAUUACCAGUUGGAGCACCUGGCUAGCAAUCGGGACUGAAUUAUUGCUACGACGCCUCCCUGUAUCCAUAUAAAAACUUUAUAGUCGAUUGAUUCAUCACCGAGUGCUGUCGCUAAACUAGCUCGAAUAUAAGGCCGUUUCGCUGUGAAACGGCCCUUAGAGAAACGUAAAUUCAGUUAAGACAAUAACGGCGAUUAGCUACGAACUCGACUCAAUUUUGCGCGUAUAGACCUCGGACAACUGCUAAUUUUGUUUUUAGGCAUAUUUCUACAAAAAUAUUUAGUACUAAAAGUGAAGGCGUUGGGUCGCUGUCUUCCAAGCAGAUGAAAAAGAAUGGGAACUGGCCAAUAUGUGGAAAAUUCAGUUGAAAAGAUAGCUGAAUAGUGGUCAGACAAUAGCGUGCAGGAAUAGAUUGUCUAACGCGACAACUAACAAUUAUAUCGAUUACGUAUAAAGGAUGUUGUGAAGAGACGAGGAUAACAUCAGCUCUGUUCGGUAGUUUGUGCUCUAGACAUGACGACAAGAACAGGCUACGCGAAAUGUUCCGUUGCAUUUUUCGUGCAUUUGUGACCUACCCUUUUGGACAUCAGUGGGAUCGCCGUCAAUAGAGUAAGCAAUAGAAGAAAGGCAGCAAAGUAUUUUGGCUGGAUGACUCUGCAUAACGCCCAUGGGAAACGUGGUGCUGCUCUUGGUUUUAAAUUGCUCUUUUGGUCCACGGUUUCGUUAACAUAACCACCGAAAAGGAAAUUAGAGUUAGUGUCUUUAAAAAAAAACGUAUAUAUACAAACAUGUAUAUGAGGAGAUAAUUAAAGGGACAUCAAUAAAGCAAAGCAACUGGAAUGCUGGUUCUAACAUAGGGGCGUACUUCAUGUGUGCACCUGAACUAUUCGAGGCAGCAGUCAAUAAGACGAAGCAGUUAACCUUUGCUAGUAUCAUUGCCAUAGUAUUACGAACUAAUUUUGUGCAGUCUAUUUUUAGAGGCAAUGAUACGCCAUGGUUGAAUCAUGAUAUUUAAACGGUGACCUACACAGCGGUAUUGGUAAAUAUAAGUAGAAAUUAGAUACUUAAAUUGUUAUGUUGAAUUUCUAAAUCUAGCAUCACGUAACAUAACAAGAAACGAAAUGAAAAGAACAAAAAACAGAGGCUGUUUUAAAAUGAUAACUGCAGUGAUCUGUAUUGCCAAUAAUUGUUGUCUGUUAUAUUAUUGACAUAAACAGAUUUAGCUAUAAUUAUCAUAUUGAUGUACUUUGAAUAGGAAAGUUAUAAAUAAAGA